Botrytis deweyae is the source of this 1015-nucleotide messenger RNA. RefSeq lists its product as uncharacterized. Gene Ontology annotation, biological process: protein import into nucleus. NCBI's taxonomy places the organism in Eukaryota, Fungi, Ascomycota, Leotiomycetes, Helotiales, Sclerotiniaceae. The record is from RefSeq and is a predicted model, not a curated record. Gene Ontology annotation, cellular component: nucleus. The transcript has 3 exons. The coding region runs from base 140 to 730 and encodes 196 amino acids. Gene Ontology annotation, molecular function: small GTPase binding; guanyl-nucleotide exchange factor activity.
UCAAGCGAAUCAUCAAACAAGUGACGUCCUCCCCUGCCAUCCCAUACUGCAGCCCUACCAACACAACAUAUCAAAAGCAACAACCCCAUCAUAUCACCACACUCUCAUACGAUACGAUACCAAAUAAAUAUCUACAAUCAUGACUACAUAUUCUUCCACUCCACUCUUCGGCGGCGCCCUCAUAGUCGACCUUCCAUCUACAUUCGCCGACGUCAGUACAAUAAGACAAGUUCCCGACCAUCAAGAAGUCUAUUUGGAUAAAGAUGGUUUCACCAGUAUCAUAUUCGAUAUCACCGAGCGAGUCGGUACUGCGGGCUCUAGCCCCGCGACCGAUGGAGCGGCUAUGACGACUCAUUUGGAGGAUAUUGUUGAUUCCGAUUUGGAUACUGUGAAAGUGUGGUCGAUUACUGAUACCAAGUUUUCUAAAUUGCCCGAAAACACUCCCGCCUACACACUCAUCGCCACUCAAACACCCCCUCAUGAUCCCAACUCCCGCGCCUCAGCUCCAGAUUUCACGGCCAUAGUGCUCAAUCUUAUCCGUUUAGAAAGAGAGAGUACAGAUAUCUUGGUAACAAUUAACGUGCCUCAUAUUAAAGGCGAAUAUUCAGCCGACGAUGUGGAUUUGCAAUUGGGGAAACAGGGAAAAUUGAUUGAGAAUGCUGUCGAACAUGCAGCAAAGAUUUGGGAAACUUUCAAGAUUAAGGAUUGGGGCCUUUUUGAUGAGGUUUAGAUGAUGAAAGGGGGAAGAGGAAUGAGAGAGGAACGGAUGGAAGGGGAUUGGGAGAUGGGCGAGAUCGAAAUGGAAUGGAGAUCGAUUUAGUAUGGAUUUGGCUGGAUGCUGAGGAUUUGCUAUGUUUCACAGGUUGUUUUUCAAAUUUCCAUUCCCUUUGUCAGGACAGAGCAAUGCGUAUUUACAGAAUUAGCUGUCAUUAUGAUGAUCAUUAUUCUGAAUAGUCUGAAUUUCAUUAGUUAUUCAACAAAUCUCAAAUUCCAAUUUGAUUUUUCUCUCACUCUC